GUCACAUUUCAUUGUAAUUCUGAAGUUGUCUGCAGUUAAUAUCACAGCACCCCACAGUCUGCCAAUAUUUUUAUCGAUCAAAUAAUCAUUUCGAUAAUCAUUACUAAAUUUAAUCGUCGAUAGUUGAUUUAGUGUAAUUGCUUGUUUUAAGGUUAAUUUCAAAAUCACUGAGUGCAGUGUGGAUUCAAUGAUUCACUGAGAGAAUAUUCCGGCCACUUUAUUUAUGUCUCGACGUUUCGUGUGAAAACCGCAAAUAAAUGGCAAACGCGCUGCUAUUUAUCAAACUUGUAACGUCGUACCUCGGGUUACACCAACUAAUUACGAGUACACCAGUGGGACAUCGACCUGAAAAUAGAUAAUUACCAGAAUACUCGAGAGAUUAAUUAAAUGAGUCACGAAAUUCCGGAUUUUUAAAAUGAGACCACAUCCCGGAAAUCCAGAGUAAUGUCAGUAAUAAAUUGAAAUUGAAUUGACAUAUAAAGUAAUAAAUUCUGGACUUCAUUGCAUCGAAUUCGUGUCACCCCUCGUUGGAGUUUCAACCAAGACAGCGAGAUUUCUCUCCACAGAGAGAUUCAAGGAACAAGAAGAAAGAGAAAAAAAGACGAGAGACUAAAUGACGUAUGCAUGAAAUAAAAGUGGACUUCAAAAGGAUUUCGAGCGAGCAUUGAACCCCCAAGUACUCAUUACUACCUCAAUCUCUCACUAUUCAAUUAACAAUCACCGAUAACACGAAAAAAUAACUGCAGCACUGGCCUCAAUCAUUUGUUAUCCCCGACAGGAACAACAAAUAACUGUUUUCAAUUGGAUCCAGUGAAAAUUCUUCUCUGUCAGUUAUUCCGUUUGUUCCACGUAGCCAUUUUCUCCAGUGCACCUCUGAUUCUUGGAGAAACUGAAUAGACAAUGUACACAUUUCAACAAACAGAAUGAAUUGUUUACCCGGUGCUUGUGCCUUCACUCGAGUUUCUCGAUUUCAGCUGGUACUCUCAGUUCAAUUGUAAAAAUAAAACCCGAGUUUAUCUUCACGUGAAAAAUAAGGGUAAAUAAAGUAGUUGGGAGUGGGUGAAUUAUUGUUUGAACUCAUGGGGGCAAGUACAUCUCUGGAGGAGGGAUUUACCCUCGAGAAUAUGUUGGAGCAGACCAAUCGAAUAUUGCGUGAAGCUACCGAAGUUAUUACUAAGUGUUUGGAGAUGGAAAAGAGAGCAGUCGAGGAUUAUGAGAAACUAGCUGUUGCACAGAUCGAAUCAGCAUUCCAGACUAUUCAAGAAAAACUAUCCGAGAUAUCGAAGCGUGGGGCAAUAGCACGCCAGUGCAUUGAUAAAAAAACAUCAGAAUUCACAGCAAUACGUACGACAAUGAAGUGUAACCUACUUGAAUGCUAUAAUAAGCACGACAAAGCUAUGGAAAAAUUGAAAAAUGAACGGUCGUCCGUGCACAACGAUGCGAGCCAAUUCAAGAUCGAUGCACAGAAGAUCCUGGAGAAUUGUCUGACAAGUGGAGAUACUCUUGAUUGUCUGAGAAGUCAUAUCGGGGAAUUGGCUAAACAAGGAAGUGAUCUUUUGAAGAAAUUCGAUGCACUUGUCAAACUGGAGGCGGAGGAACGAAUAAAAUGGGGAAAAUUGGUGGUUCAAUGCGACAAGAGAGCGAUUGAAGAGACACAGAAACAGGCAACAAAAAUUAUCCAGGAGAUCAUAAAGUGCUGUCUCGUCGCUGAAAGUACUCUCACCGAAUAAUUUAUGUACCUCAGCUUGUGCCUUGUCUCUCACUGAUAAAGAAAACUGACAAGAAGAAGGUGUGGAUUUUUUUUCAUGAUAAUUUCUAUUCAAGUUGUUCCGUGAAACGGAAAAUCUUCAUCUUGCGGAUCAGCGGUUGGAGAAAAAGUUAACGAACUCAUGAACAAGUGAUUCUGGUCGUUACUUUAUCGUGUGAGGAGAGAGUGAUUUUGAUAUCAAAUGUCACUGGAGAUUGAUAAGAUUUUUUGAUGUUUUAUCGAGAAUCUUCGCUGGGUUCUCUCAUUAAAUGUGAAUUUCAGAGGAUUUUAUUAUUCAAUGGAUCCAAUGGCUGCGAGGAGGCGAAUGAAUUUCAAUUGUCUUCUUUAUGAAUUUUUCUGUCCGC
Fopius arisanus is the source of this 2112-nucleotide messenger RNA. RefSeq lists its product as uncharacterized. The transcript has 3 exons. Lineage: Eukaryota; Metazoa; Arthropoda; Insecta; Hymenoptera; Braconidae. The record is from RefSeq and is a predicted model, not a curated record. Bases 1080 to 1730 code for a protein of 216 amino acids.